AUGGAUUAUUCAGCAGUAGUGAAUGAAGACGAUGCCCAUCUACUGGCGACGCAUAUUGCAGCAUGCAGUGCAUUCCCGGCUGCCGUGAAAUGCGCCAUAGAGCUCAACUUGUUUGAGCUGAUGAAGCAAUUAGCGGGGUUCGUUUCUGCAUCGGAGCUGGCAGCCAAGGUGGCCCCAGCCAACUCCGAAGCCCACCUAAUGAUUGAUAGGAUCCUCCGACUUCUCGCCAGCUACUCUGUCGUCAAGUGCCGCCACACAAAUAACGAGCGGCACUACUCAUUGGGACCCGUCUGCGAGUUCUUCACCGACAAUCAAGACGGGGCCUCGUUGGCUCCGCUCUUCCUCCUAAUGCAUGCCAAUCUCUACCAAACUUCCUGGGGCAAACUUAAAGAUUCGAUUGUUGAGGGAGGAGUCCCGUUCAACAAGGCUCAUGGAAUGAGUUUGUAUGAGCACAGUGCGUUAAAUCCUAAGUCCAAUAAGUUGUUUUUUGAUGCCAUGUCCGAUAAUUCCACCAUUCUCAUGAAGAAAAUUGUGGCAACGUACAAUGGGUUUGAAGGCCUGAAUUCGAUUGUGGAUGUUGGUGGAGGAAUAGGGUCAACCACAAACAUGAUUGUUUCUAGAUAUCCGAUGAUUAAAGGCAUUAAUUUCGACUUACUCCAUGUUAUUCAACAUGCUCCGUCUUACUCAGGUAAACUUCAUAUGUACCUCCUUAGUCUUGUUUUCUUAAUUUAUUUCAUAACUUAUCUUGAGAGAGAUCAACAAUAUAUUUAUUUGUUGAGAUGA
Striga asiatica is the source of this 783-nucleotide messenger RNA. The record is from the annotation of a GenBank genome assembly. Lineage: Eukaryota; Viridiplantae; Streptophyta; Magnoliopsida; Lamiales; Orobanchaceae.